Molecule: messenger RNA, 1501 nt
Organism: Onthophagus taurus
Lineage: Eukaryota; Metazoa; Arthropoda; Insecta; Coleoptera; Scarabaeidae
Source: RefSeq, a predicted model, not a curated record
UUACAGUUCUACUCGCCAAGAAAUAAUGGUAUUAUUUUCAAAUUUUGCGGGAAAAUCCAAGUCUAUAAAAGAAAUUGUAAUUAUUCCACCAAGAACACCCAUUUUACGUGAUGGCCUAAUUAAAGAAACUGACGAAAAUGUAUUUGUUGAUUUGAGCUUAAUAGAAAAUGUACACAACAAAAGCAAAAUUUACGUUUACUACAUCAAUAAAAAAUCCAACACAGCUCUUAAUAAAAAUUGUAACGAUUUUGACAUUUUGGAAAAUAAAUCAACCAAAAAGAUUACAAUAUAUCCCAACAACAAUAAAACAACUACUUUAACAAAAAAUAAGGAAACUUCACAAUGCAUUAUCGUAAUUUUCGUAAAAAAUUCUUUUGAAAAGUACUCAAGAUGCUCAACAUAUAGGGUUGAACCAAUUUUUAGUAAAAAAGAUACUCCAAAUACACCAAACAUUCCUUCAGCACAAUCUGACAAUUUAAUAAUUAUUAUCAUUGUAUUGAUUCUGUUACUCAUCAUCUUGGGAGUAACUAUUUAUAUGUACAAGAUAAAAAGAAUUACUUGUAAAUCAAGUAUAAAUAAAUUCUGUCAUGCGGUUGAAAUAGAAAACUUUAUAAAUUACGUAGAUAACGCAAUAAGGGAUGGUAAACUUCUUCAACAAUUCAACAUGGUCGAAAAAUUGGAUACCAAAUUGGAAUUAGAUAGCGACACAAUGAGAAAACAUAACAUAUCCUAUGAUGGCACAGGGACUAGAUUAGUGAAUCAUCUCGAUUCCACCGCAAAAGAUUACAUUAACCUUAAUUACAUUAAUGGUUUUAAUGAAGACCAACUUUUUAUUGCCGCUCAAUCUCCAAUAAAAUCCGGCAUAAGAAACUUUUGGAAGAUGAUUUGGGAUGAAAAUGUUGAAUGCAUCGUAGCGUUAACUAAUUUAAACGAAUCCGAAAAGGAGAAAUAUGCUAAAUAUUGGCCAGAAUUAAAGAAAAGUUUAAAAUACAGCGAAAUCACCAUUGCAUGUAUUAACAGUAACACCACUUCUGAUAUAACAAUCAGAACUUUUGAAAUAUCCUCAAAUUCUUCAAAUAGAAAAUUAGUUCAAAUUCAUUAUUCAGGAAAAUUCAGGCAAGACGAAUUAACAAUUGAAACUGUUAUAAACAUUUUACAUUUAAUGAAAAAUCACGGAAACCGCAAUCCAACGCUAGUUCAUUGCAGUGAUGGUAUUGGCCGAACUGGGAUGAUAAUUCUCUCAAACAUCGCCGCAACAAUGGCCGAAAAGGCCAAAACGAUAGACAUGUUUUCAAUUUUUUACUAUUUGAGACAGCAACGACCCAAAAUGGUACAAACUUACGCUCAGUACGUUUUGGCCCAUCAAGUUUUAGCCACUUUAUCGGAUCCAAUUUAUACUUUUCCUGUUACUGUAUAAUUAUUUGUUAUGCUUAGAUUAGAUUAUAUAGAAUAUCUAAGAUGUAAUAUCUAUGUUAGUUAAUAAAUUAAUUAUAAAUAAAAA